UCUUUCAGGCAUGGAAGUGCGAAAUUGGAGUCGAAGAUUCUGGAGCUGCUAGGGAUCGAGCACCCGCGACCGUUGGUGAGUGGCAUAAAGGACGACAUUGCUUCGCGUUUCAUGGCUGAUUUAUAUCGGAAUAUGGAGCAUGAUAUGGAGCUCAGUCCCUCUUAUAAAUAUCUUGCUAGCGGUCAAUUAUUAUCGGCUGACGAGAAGGAGGCCAUCGAGCUGGGAGAGGCAGAUACGAUUGUUUCUUUUCUACCUCGAGAGCAGAAAACGGAAGCUGAUCACGGUACAAGUGUACGAUUUGACUUAGAUGAUGUGCCCAUUCGAAGCCGACUGUUGCACGCUGAACUUCGUAUAUUUUUCAACGGAUCUAUGAAGCCGCUGCGUGUCUACGCUACGAUACCAUAUACGAGGGCCCGAGAUCGUUUAACAACGGUCGAAUCUCGUAUAUCAAGCAGUGGACAUUUUGUUGUGAACAUUACGGAGGCACUUCGGCGCUGGAUUCACGAUCGCUCAAUUUCCACUAUUGUAACUCUCUAUGCAGUUUCCACACGUGGCGAGCACAGACUGUUCGAUAGUUUUGGUGAAUGGCGUAGCUUCGGCAUAGCCUCCUUUGUGGAUACUGUGUCUUAUCCGCAUCAGCGUACAAAACGUGAUGCAUCCGGUGACGGCGGCGCAUUUGAGGACUACGGUUAUGGCUUCUCGGCAAGACCUGAUCCAUUGAGGCAUUCAGCGUCCAAUAAAGGUUGCCGUCGACGAACACUCUAUGUCGACUUCAAGGACCUUGGCUGGCAGGACUGGGUGAUUGCACCGGAUGGCUAUCAUGCCUACUACUGUGACGGUUUUUGCUCGUUUCCUCUGAACAACCAUAUGAAUGCGACAAAUCAUGCCAUUGUCCAGACGCUUGUUCACCUCAUCGACCCGACCAGGACAUCGGAAGCGAAAUGUGCCCCAUCAUCGUUGCGUUCGAUGAAAAUACUUUUCAUUGAUAAUGCUCAGAAUGUGGUUCUCAAGCGUUACAAAGAUAUGCAAGUGCGCGAUUGCGGUUGUCAGUAG
This is a messenger RNA of Gongylonema pulchrum, 1053 nucleotides long. NCBI's taxonomy places the organism in Eukaryota, Metazoa, Nematoda, Chromadorea, Rhabditida, Gongylonematidae. The record is from the annotation of a GenBank genome assembly.